Symbiodinium sp. CCMP2456 is the source of this 1239-nucleotide messenger RNA. Lineage: Eukaryota; Dinophyceae; Suessiales; Symbiodiniaceae. The record is from the annotation of a GenBank genome assembly.
AUGCAGUGCCCGAAUGCGGGCGGAGAUGGUCAAGGAGGAAUGCCAUGUGCACCUAUGGCAUCCGGAGGUAUGGCAGGAAUGGGAUCCAUGAACAUGCCAAUGAUGGGAAUGGGAAUGGGAAUGGGAAUGCCCAUGAUGGGUAUGCCUAUGAUGCCAAAUCCCAUGAUGAUGAUGAUGGCGGGAGCCAUGGCGGCUGCAAGCAGACCACCUGCAGCCAGAACCAGCCGUUCUCCACAGAGAUCAGAGCCAGAAGUUCCAAGCAAGAGAGAGGACAAGCCCUGGGACAUGGAUGCAGAUGUCAGAAAGCUGGGAGACCACUUCAACAUCGAAGAUCGAUGGCUCGUGCGGCUCGAUGAGCUCAUGAGAAGGCGCAGAGACACCAAAGAGCAGGAUCUGGCAAAGCUUUAUGAAGUCUUAGAGCAGGCCCGGAGCCCCACAGGGCUUCUGGUCGCCAAGCUUGGAGAAAUGGAGUGCGGCCAAUUCGUCGGCAAGGUGAAACCCGACCGGAACAUCGAGCGCUUGGCCACGAGGUACAACUUGGACACCCGGGUGGUCUCCAGGCUAACCGAACUGAGGGUCCGUCGAAAGAGAACUCAACAAGAGGAUUUCAAUCGACUCGAGCAGCAUUUGAGCCUCUGCAAGAGGCCUUCUGCGACAGCGACACUCCUGAUUGGCAAGCUGCUUGAAGGAGAGCUGAAACAAAUUCCAGACGUGACUUCUGCAAAAGCUUUGGCACAGAGGUUCAAACUGGACAAGGACGCUAAAUCGAAGCUCCGCGAGAUCGCCGAGAAGCGAGCGGAUGAUGUUGAAGAAGUUAUGGCACAUCUGGAGAAGACACUCCUGAUGUCGCACCAACCCUCGGCCACACUUUGCAAGUUGGCCAAGACUCUAAUGGAUGGUGGAAAGAAGAAAAGUGCCGACGAAAAGUACGUAGGCAAUUCGGACAGUGAUGAACGCAGUCCAGAAGAGAGGCCGCGGAGCCGAAGCCCAGCUCGAAGUGACUGCAGUACAGACAGCAGCAGCAUCCGAAGAAGACGAGCCGUCUUGGAGAAGAGGAGUAGGAGCAGGAGUCAGAAAAGGAAGGGAAAGCCCAAAAAGAAGGACGCUGCUCCAAAGCGGCUGCCGUCGUUGCCGUCUUUGCCCUCUUUGCCCUCUUUGCCGUCUUUGCCGGCGGUGCCGGCUCCGGGCAGCGUUCAAGUGGGAAGCGGAUCUGGUGGAUGGACGGUCACAGAGUGGUGA